AUGUUGGAAGCUGAAGCUGCAGGUCCUGGAGGGAUGGCCAAGACAGCUGGCUUCUCUGUUUUCAGUGUUCUGGUGACAGGAUCUGAUCAGGGGAUCGGCCUGGGUCUGGUGAAGAGAUUUCUGGAGCUGCCCUGUCCACCCAAAUGGGUCUUUGCUACAUCUCUUGAUCUGCAGGGAGAGGAAUCUAAGCAAACAAAAUAUGUCACUAAUCUUGAAAGCAUCCAGUCAGCUCUGAAAGAAGUGGAAAAAUGUGUUGGAGAAGGAGGGAUGAACAUCCUAAUCAACAACGCUGGCACUUCAUCUCCCAAUGAUCUGGAAACAGAAAAUGCCAAGGAUAUGAUGAGAGUUUACUCUGUCAAUACGAUUGGCCCACUGCAAAUGACUCAGGCAUUUCUGCCCCUUCUGAAGAGGGCAGCCCGGAGGAGUCCGUGCCAAGGGCUGAGCAGCAGCAAGGCAGCCAUUAUUAACAUAUCCAGCAUUGCCGGAUCAAUUGAGAAUGUGGUUUUUUUGAAAAACGUGAAGAUAAUUGCAUAUCGUUGCAGUAAGGUUGCUUUAAACAUGCUCACCAAGUGCCAGGCUCUUGAAUAUUCAGCCGAUGGGAUUAUGAGCAUCGCCAUCCAUCCUGGCUCGGUUAAAACUGCUCGCAACCCACAUGGGAAGAAAUUUCUGCAGGAAAGCAUGUGCUUAUAA
Messenger RNA from Thamnophis sirtalis, 690 nucleotides. NCBI's taxonomy places the organism in Eukaryota, Metazoa, Chordata, Lepidosauria, Squamata, Natricidae. The record is from RefSeq and is a predicted model, not a curated record.